GAUGCAGCAGACACGCACACACACAUACACACCAACACAGCUCCCACAUACACACCCAAACAACCCACCUCUACCCACAGGAACGCAUACACGCUCAACAGCUUCCAUCGUGUUGGUUGCAAGCUACCAGCGAACUAACAUAAGCAAACAGCUAAUUGAAUCAGUCCGUAGCAUUCACAUCCUAGUGUUCCAGUCUGUUCCACCCACAGGAAAGGGAGGGGGAGGGAAUUCUGUCUGUGUUGCUGGGGUGGUGAUGCCCGGUUUCACUAAGCCAAUCUCAGGGGGUGGAUCUGACACACUAAGGAAUCCUUGCUCCAUGCAGCAGGGUCAUGUGACCAAUCAAGGUAUACGUACCACUGCUAACUGAUCAUAUUUCUCUGUUUGUCUCAUCCCACCUGAUCACUCUUCACACUCAUUUGUGUGUCAUGUGCGUUUCUAUGGCUCUUUUGUGUGUUUUGUUUGUGUACCUGUAUUUGCAUCCUCUUUCUGUGUUUCUGUGUGCACGUGUGCUUGUGUUUCUGUGUGCACGUGUGCUUGUGUUUCUGUGUGCACGUGUGCUUGUGUUUCUGUGUGCACGUGUGCUUGUGUUUCUGUGUGCACGUGUGCUUGUGUUUCUGUGUGCUUGUGUUUCUGUGUGCACGUGUGCUUGUGUUUCUGUGUGCACGUGUGCUUGUGUUUCUGUGUGCACGUGUGCUUGUGUUUCUGUGUGCACGUGUGCUUGUGUUUCUGUGUGCACGUGUGCUUGUGUUUCUGUGUGCACGUGUGCUUGUGUUUCUGUGUGCACGUGUGCUUGUGUUUCUGUGUGCACGUGUGCUUGUGUUUCCGUGUGCACGUGUGCUUGUGUUUCUGUGUGCUUGUGUGGCCCUUUCUCUUUCCUUUUGCUUUGCCUCACCCGUACCCAUGGUGCCCCCCUGCCUUCUGACCUCGCCUCGCCGCGCUCCGCACUACGCCCCGCCAGGCUUGAGCCAGAGAUCCUGCUCCGCGCCAAGCAGGAGUUCAUGAAAAUCGACAGUGAUGCCGACCUGGAGUUGAUGAAUCAGGAGGGUGGUGUGGACAGGACCGAUGAUGGCUGGAUGAAGGAGAGAGUAUUACCAAUGGAACGAGAGUACCAGCGUGUGUCAAUAUCAGGGGAGGAGAAGUGUGGGGUGCCCUUCACAGACCUGGUGGAUGCAGCUAAGUGUGUGGUGAAGGCCCUGUUCAUCAGGGAGAAGUACAUCGCUCUGUCCAUGCAGAACUUCUGUAAGACCACUGCCCGUGAGCUGGGGGAGCUGGGAGAGAAGCCCCUGGACCUACGCAUCUAUGAGGAGAUCCCUGAGACCCCCGUUGAUGCAGAUGCUCCAGUCCACCCCCCUGUCUCAGAGACUCACCCCUAUGAAAACCAGGUCACCAAGAACAUGCCUGCAGACACAGGGUACAGCUGUAAGAUGGUGGAUGGGGUCAUGCAUGUCUACACCAAGAAGAGCCCCAUGGAGAAGAGUACAGAGUUGGACCUGCCUUACCCAGACUUGAAGGAGUACAUCGCUGACAUGAAUGUCAUGAUGGCUCUCAUCAUCAACGGACCAGUGAAGUCGUUCUGCUACCGCCGGCUGCAGUACCUCAGUUCUAAGUUCCAGAUGCACAUUCUGCUGAACGAGAUGAAGGAGUUGGCAGCCCAGAAGCAGGUUCCUCACCGCGACUUUUACAACAUUCGCAAGGUGGACACCCACAUCCACGCUUCAUCCUGUAUGAACCAGAAGCACCUUCUGCGCUUUAUCAAGCGGGCCAUGAAGAAGUACCCUGGGGAGAUAGUCCACAUGGAGCACGGGCGGGGACAGACCCUCAUGGAGGUGUUUGAGAACAUGAACCUGACCGCCUUCGACCUGAGUGUGGACACACUGGACAUGCACGCGGACCGCAACACGUUCCAUCGCUUCGACAAGUUCAACGCCAAAUACAACCCCAUCGGAGAAUCCAUCCUGAGAGAGAUCUUCAUCAAGACAGACAACCACAUCGAGGGCAAAUACUUUGGCCACAUGAUCAAGGAGGUGAUGGCUGACCUAGAGGAGAGUAAGUACCAGAACGUGGAGCUGCGUCUGUCCAUCUACGGCCGCUCCCGGGACGAGUGGGACAAGCUGGCCCAGUGGGCCGUCAAACACCAAGUCUACUCUGACAACGUGCGCUGGCUCAUCCAAGUGCCCCGCCUCUUUGAUGUGUACCGAACCAAGAAGCAGCUGGCUAACUUCCAGGAGAUGAUGGAGAACAUCUUUAUGCCUCUGUUUGAGGUCACCAUCAACCCCCGCAGCCACCCUGAGCUGCACCUCUUCCUGCAGCACGUGGUGGGCUUUGACAGCGUGGAUGACGAGUCCAAGCCGGAGCACCACAUCUUCAACAUGGACAGCCCCCUGCCAGCCGACUGGACAGAGGAGGACAACCCUCCCUACUCCUACUACCUCUACUACACCUACGCCAACAUGACCGUGCUCAACCAUCUGCGCAGGAGGUGUGGUUUCCACACGUUGGUGCUGCGCCCUCAUUGCGGGGAGGCGGGGCCUGUCCACCACCUGGUGUCUGGUUUCAUUCUGUCAGAGAACAUCUCCCAUGGGCUGCUGCUCAGGAAGGCCCCAGUGCUGCAGUACCUCUACUACCUGGCUCAGAUUGGCAUCGCCAUGUCCCCCCUGAGCAACAACAGCCUGUUCCUCAGCUACCACCGCAACCCCCUGCCUGAAUAUCUGGCCAGAGGCCUCAUGGUCUCUCUGUCCACUGACGACCCCCUACAGUUCCACUUCACCAAGGAGCCCCUGAUGGAGGAGUACAGCAUCGCCACACAGGUGUGGAAGCUGAGCUCCUGUGACAUGUGUGAGCUGGCCAGGAACAGUGUCCUCAUGAGUGGCUUCUCCCACAAGGCAAAGAGCUACUGGCUGGGGCCCAAAUACAGCAAGGAGGGCCCUGAGAGCAACGACAUCCGUCGCACCAACGUCCCGGACAUCCGCGUGGCAUACCGCAGUGAGACCCUGCUGGAAGAGCUCAACCUCAUCACCCACGCUGUGCACACCAAGGAGCUGGACAACAUCGAUGAGGAAGACACCCUCUCCAUGGCCCCCGUUGGGGCAGAAGGACACUAAAUCAACAACCCCACCCCGACUUCUAACCCCCCCAGCCCCUCCCUGCAUGACACUGAGGGGGUGCAGUAUGAGUGGACUCCAGCUUGUUGUUUAACCUCUACCUCUUACCCCCUUAUCCCCCUCCCACUAGGGAAUUGGACUGUGCACUCGUCGCUCAGCUCUCUUGUACUAAAGCCAAGGAUACAAUGCUCCCUGAGUGGCCCCAUUUCUCUGUUGGUGAUGGGGGUGGUCAGUAUGGACUCAUGUUCCAGUCCCCCCUUCUCCCUCAACCCAGGUUCCCUCUUCAACUCUCUCUGUUGGUGAUGGGGUGGUCAGUAUGGACUCAUGUUCCAGUCCCACCUUCUCCCUCAACCCAGGUUCCCUCUUCAACUCUCUCUGUUGGUGAUGGGGGUGGUCAGUAUGGACUCAUGUUCCAGUCCCCCCUUCUCCCUCAACCCAGGUUUCCUCUUCAACUCUCUCUGUUGGUGAUGGGGUGGUCAGUAUGGACUCAUGUUCCAGUCCCACCUUCUCCCUCAACCCAGGUUCCCUCUUCAACUCUCUCUGUUGGUGAUGGGGGUGGUCAGUAUGGACUCAUGUUCCAGUCCCACCUUCUCCCUCAACCCAGGUUUCCUCUUCAACUCUCUCUGUUGGUGAUGGGGGUGGUCAGUAUGGACUCAUGUUCCAGUCCCACCUUCUCCCUCAACCCAGGUUCCCUCUUCAACUCUCUCUGUUGGUGAUGGGGUGGUCAGUAUGGACUCAUGUUCCAGUCCCACCUUCUCCCUCAACCCAGGUUCCCUCUUCAACUCUCUCUGUUGGUGAUGGGGUGGUCAGUAUGGACUCAUGUUCCAGUCCCACCUUCUCCCUCAACCCAGGUUCCCUCUUCAACUCUCUCUGUUGGUGAUGGGGGUGGUCAGUAUGGACUCAUGUUCCAGUCCCACCUUCUCCCUCAACCCAGGUUCCCUCUUCAACUCUCUCUGUUGGUGAUGGGGGUGGUCAGUAUGGACUCAUGUUCCAGUCCCCCCUUCUCCCUCAACCCAGGUUUCCUCUUCAACUCUCUCUGUUGGUGAUGGGGGUGGUCAGUAUGGACUCAUGUUCCAGUCCCACCUUCUCCCUCAACCCAGGUUCCCUCUUCAACUCUCUCUGUUGGUGAUGGGGUGGUCAGUAUGGACUCAUGUUCCAGUCCCACCUUCUCCCUCAACCCAGGUUCCCUCUUCAACUCUCUCUGUUGGUGAUGGGGGUGGUCAGUAUGGACUCAUGUUCCAGUCCCCCCUUCUCCCUCAACCCAGGUUCCCUCUUCAACUCUCUCUGGGUAGCCCAUGUUUUUCCUCUCUACUUCUUUUGACUCCUCCCUAUCUCUCUAAUGCUCACUGUGAGAUUUCAAUCAGCACGGCCAAGGUUGGCAGGGGGAUACAUCCAGUGCUUGGAUUAUUUUCUAAUACACAUAUGGGAGGAGAGAGACUGUAGCCUGAAGUCUUUUUUUUUCACCUCAUCUGUUCUUCGAUCAGUUCCUGGUUCACUUUCUCUGUCACUUUGAUCUCCUGACCCUUCAAACCAAUACUUCUGCCCUUUGCUUUGUCAUGUGACCCUGCAUGAGAAAAAUGGUCACACAGUUCAGCCUGUGAUUUGUUGGCAUGUUUGUACCCAUCACCUAAAUUACACACACACACACACACACACACACACACACACACACACACACACACACACUGCACAGUUUAGCCGUCCUGAAAACUGCUCCUCUUCCAUCACACAGUCGUGCUGCCUGAAGCUCAUCUAGUUUAAUAUCUUCACAAUGAAGUAGGGAAGCAGAUACAACUUAACAUAAAUAUUAUGAGGGUGUUUGUUGUCCAUGGGUCGCCUAACCUACACAACAUGGACACACCUAAACAAUGCAUAGGUGAAUGUUCCACCCCACAUUGUUCCGACACCCGUUGCGCACUGAUAGGAACAGUCACAUGUAACUUAAAGUUUCAUGGAAACCGCGGUAACAAACUUCUAAUGUAUGGACGUACUGAGUUAAGAAAAAUGGAGAAAGGACCAAAUCUGUGUGGCCUAGAAGCAGAAGUCGUGUACAAUUCCAGUCUGUCUGCUGCUGGGUAUCUGAUGGCUUUCAUCCUUCUCUGUGCUUCUGGAAGGUUGUAGGGAUUUAUUGGCUAAAUGAGACCUCUCGGCCGGUCUCCCUGAUCUAAGUCAGCUCUGAAUGAAAUAGCAGGAAGGACAUUCAGCAGAGAAACGGCAGCAGCCAUCAGGGCAUGGAGCUGUGUACCUGACUGGUCUAGUGCAAACAUUCCAUUAAAUUAAUAUUAAUAUCAAUGUUAUUUUUAUUUAACAAGUCACAUUAGUUAUAGAAUAUGCAGACAAAAAGAGUAGAUUUAUACUAUUCCAUGAUGUGUACAAUAUACUAAAUAUCUAAAAAGGAUAUAGAUACAUGUGUGUAUAUCUAAAGAAGAGGUACAUGUCUGUGUAUAUCUAAAGAAAAUAUAUCAGUCUGGUAGUGGAUGCUUAGAGGUGUGUAUGAUAAGAGAUGUUAAACCACAGCUUUGUUUUCCAAGCACAAGUCAAGAAGAAUGUCAGGGAGGCUCCCCUGUCCCCUUACAAUUACCUCAACACUCAGUGUGUGUGUGUGUGUGUCGCUCCCACACCCCUUGGAGACCAGGACAGACCCCGGGGACUGACCUCUGGGCCCACUAUGUUAGUUAUUGCAUGCAGUGCCCUGUAUGCACCAAACCAGACAGGUGAAGGCCUUACCACUGCUAGCCUGUCACUCUCCGUUUUCAUGCCCUGCUGCAACGCCUCACUCCUCAUCAACCAUAACACCUUUCCUCUUCAAGCUUAAGCAUUUUUGCUGUCCUAACAUCAAGGAACUGAUACCAGGCUGCGUGCUGUAUGUUAAAGUACUUUAUCCUUUAUCUACCCAGGCCUUCCAGUGAAGUGGAAGAAGCGUUUUUAACAAUGCUCUGCUUUGCCUGCAUUUCCACCGUGCAUCUGAUGUUGUGCAUGUCUGCAUGGACCACUGUGUGGCCACGGGAGUGUCUGGGAAGCUGGUUAAAGUGCUCUGUAAUGUGAAAAAGCAACACAUGACAAUCCAAGGAAGUUGAACAACUUAUGUAUGAAGUAUGUGUGCAGUCAAUGAUUGUUGUUAGUUUGAGUUCUGCAAAACAAACUCAAAUCCAGCUCAUCACUAUGGCAACGCUCAAACGAUGGGGAGACAAAGUUGCUUGGUUGUUAUCAGCAUCAAAUGAACUCACCCCCAUCAGUCAUGGUUUUCGUGGUCACCAAAACAGAUGUGAUCUGUACCAUAGAGAUCCUAUUGUAAUUCCUAAUUCUAUGUUCUGUAAAUUCACCCCCAUCUCACCCAACGAGCCUUUUCCUCAUCGGACCUCUUCUGUGAUUCAAACUGUGGGAGUUCUAUUUGUACAGUCCUAUUAUUUGCCAAGACUGUUAACUACUGGGCCCUAGUUGUAAAAUGUUCACCACGCAUUGCAUACCAUUACCUACCAGCCCAUUUUAAAAACCUAAGUGUGACAAAAGCCACACAAAAUAUAUGAGUAAAUGUUUGAGAAACCAGAUAAUUUAGGACAAGCUGAACAUGGGGAUGGAUUUAAUAUAUAAAGUGUAUUUUUUUAAAGGCUAUGGAAAUAAAAGGUUUAUAUAAACAGUAUAUCAAUAUCUAGAUCACAAACUUGAAGUUUCGUUGCUGUAGAUCAUUUUAAACUGCCCUUGUUUAAGCAGAAAGAUGUAUUUUGUCAUAUUAUUAUUGGCCUAGUCUUUCACUAGAUUUACAAUGGGACUCAAUAUUUCCAUGUAUAUUCUUUUAUUAUUUAGUAUUUGAAUCGUUUUUCUGGUGUUCUUGUUGUGUUAGGACUGUUGAAGUGUUCCAUGUAGCUCUCCCUCAGUAGAGUAUUGAGUGAUGUUGAUCAAGUUAACUAGGGUUAUUUGGAGUUGCCUUCAUCAAUGGUAGGACCCAGAGCCAUAAUGGGUAAGUGCCCAGAGCCAUGGGUAAGUGCCCAGAGCCAUGCCUAUGUAAUCUGGCUGUACAUUCACACCUAAACACCCACUCAAACACUGUAAUCCUUCCCACAGACAUACAGCCAUAGACUGGAACACUGUUUCUCUUUGAUUGAUCCAAAGAGGCUUUAAAAAACAAGCAACCGUUUAGUACAACUUUUGAUUUGAUUCUUUGAAAUUGUAUUUUGCAGGGAAUUAGAGGAUGCAUGUAUGAUUUGAAGGGUUUGUGUCUCCUCAUGUGGAGUAGGAUGUGUGUAGUUACUUGAUAAACGAUCAGACAUCCAUGUUUAGAUCCAGGUGUGGCUCACUGAGGGACCCAACAACUUCGUUGACCUUUACCUUUUCAUUUCCGUCUGUUCAUUUCAGAUUGUCCAUCAGAGUUCACAGAUGUGUUCUUUCAAAACCUCACAAACUCCUGUUGUUGGUCUCCAUCUGUAAAAUGAGUUUAGUUUCUUUGCUUGUUUAUAAACUACAAUGCUAGCGAACCUGUUGGUUCUACUGGUACCAUAGACCACACUUUAUCAAGCUUCACUAAGGACUGAAAUAUGUAUUUCUGUUCCAAUCGAAAGAGCACACAAACAAAGUUGGAAGAAAUAAGUAAAAUGCUGUUUGUUUUCUUGCACUGUGUUCAGUAGUGCAAAGAGUCUUGGGCAGUAGUGAUAUACCGUGUGUUGUCAUCACAGAACACAAACCAAUUAAUCAGUCAAUUAUCACUUCGAGUUUUGUUUUUUGUUCAUUUGAUUUUCUCAUUGCAAAAUCACAUAGUAUUCUUUUCACUUCAUUAUGUUUAAUACAAAGAGUUUGUUGACUUGUUUUGUGCCUCCAUUCAUUCAUUCAUUGUUUGUUUUAGACAUUUGAAUGUUUUUCCAUGAAAGGUCUAUUGUAGUCACUAUCAUGACUUUAAAUGAAUGCCAAUGUUUUACAUUUACUCAAAUGCUUCUGAUAUGGUACAUGUGUAACGUUGAAAAAUGAAAUAAAGCAUGUUUAUUCAUCUAA
Molecule: messenger RNA, 8084 nt
Organism: Oncorhynchus keta (chum salmon)
Lineage: Eukaryota; Metazoa; Chordata; Actinopteri; Salmoniformes; Salmonidae
Product: AMP deaminase 2-like
Exons: 16
Coding region: 426-3101 (891 amino acids)
Biological process (GO): AMP metabolic process; IMP salvage
Cellular component (GO): cytosol
Molecular function (GO): AMP deaminase activity
Source: RefSeq, a predicted model, not a curated record